Molecule: messenger RNA, 1416 nt
Organism: Miscanthus lutarioriparius
Lineage: Eukaryota; Viridiplantae; Streptophyta; Magnoliopsida; Poales; Poaceae
Source: the annotation of a GenBank genome assembly
AUGCAGAUGCUGCUAAUGCUACCCUCCCUCCGGCCCCCACCCGCCGCCGCCCAGCUCCUCGCCGCUGCGCCCGCCAGGAAGUCACUGCUCCUCGCGCGCAGGCCGGCCGGUCCUCCUGCAGCCUCCGCCUCGGCUGAGUUCCCAGGUUCCGUUCCAGACAGCGCUCAGAUGCCGCCCCGACAGCGGCGGCGCCGGAGCGUGGCCGGCAUCGACCAGGACGAGCUCCUCGAACCUGACGCCCUUGCCGACCCCGACAGCAGCUUCUACGAGAUCAACGGCGUGAGGCUGCACCACAAGGUUUGCAGCCAUGAGGAUGAGGAUGAGGACUCGUCCAGCGACCAAUCCUCGGGUAGUAUCACCACUGCCUCAGACGCUGUCCGGAAAAGCCAGAUUGGCCUGCCGAUACUGCUGCUGCACGGCUUCGGCGCGUCAGUCUUCUCCUGGAGCCGUGUGAUGCGGCCUCUCGCCCGCAUGGUCCGUGCCAAGGUUCUUGCGUUCGACCGGCCGGCGUUUGGGCUGACAUCCCGGGCCAGCUGGUCCGCUGAUGACGCCAAGCCUCUCAAUCCGUACUCCAUGGCGUUCUCGGUCAUGGCCACGUUGGCGUUCAUCGACUACCUUGGCGCUGAGAAGGCCAUACUUGUUGGGCACUCAGCUGGUUGCCUUGUAGCAGUGAAUGCAUACUUUGAGGCACCGGAACGGGUGGCUGCUCUUGUGCUAGUUGCACCGGCUAUAUUUGCACCCAGGAAGGUGGUGAAAGAGGACCAGUCAGGGGAUCAAGAAGCGCAGCAAACACAGAACGUUCCCAGUGAUGAAAAUUCGCCUCCAAAUUUGUUUGCUAGGAUUUGGGGAGGAUUUCUUCAGCUAUGGAAGCACAUUGCAGGGCUUGUUUUCAAGAUUGUUACAGCAAUACAAGGUGUGGUUCGGUCUUUCUGUAUUAAAGCUCUGGUUGCUUUUCUUCGGUCAUCAUUGGGUGCAGCACUGGUAAGAUGGGUGAUGGAUAAAUUUGGUGUAUUGGGUGUCCGGAAUGCAUGGUAUGACCCAAGCAAAGUAACUGAUCAUGUCAUACAAGGUUACACAAAGCCUCUAAAAUCCAAAGGCUGGGAGACAGCUCUUCUGGAGCACACCAUAUCCAUGAUCAUAGAUUCUGCGUCUGCAUCAAGAGUACCAGUUUCAAAGAGGCUUUCUGAGAUCUCAUGCCCAGUGCUAGUGGUGACAGGUGACACUGACCGCAUCGUUCCUGCUUGGAAUGCUGAGCGUGUAGCACGCGCUAUACCUGGAGCAACGUUUGAGGUGAUCAAGAGUUGCGGUCACUUGCCCCAGGAAGAAAGACCUGAGGAAUUCCUGUCUGUUGUUGAAAAUUUUCUACGGACAAUGUUUGCAAAUCCAAAUGAACAAGUAUUUCAAGCAGCUGUAUGA